AUGGGAAUUAAGUAUCACUCAAACAUGAUCUAUACUGCUGUGUUUCUUUUUAUGUAUGUUGGACAAGACAACUGUGCUUCAAUAAACGAUACAAACGUCUUACUGCGAAAUGUUAUGAAAGAAUACAAUAAAAAUAUUAGACCAGUGGAUAAUCAGAAUAACGCAGUUCAGGUAAAUGCUGCUCUCUCAAUUAUGUCAAUACAAGAACUUGAUGAAAUUCGUGGAAUAUUUUCGAUAAUGGGAUUCAUGUACGUGACAUGGCAUGAUGCAAAUAUGAUGUGGGAUCCUAAAGACUAUGGUGGGGUAGAGUAUGUGAUGACAUCCUAUAAAGACGUCUGGGUACCUGAACUGAUCCUUGUAAACCCUGCAGAAGAGACAGGUACUCUUGGUAAGAAAUGGCAAAGAGUUCUCUUUAACCACACUGGAUUUGCCUCAUGGUGGCCCGGAGAUCUUAUCAAAAGUACUUGUGCUUUGGAUGUGUACAGUUACCCAUUUGAUACUCAGGAAUGCUUUAUGGGGUUUAGCGCACGGGGAUAUUCUACUGACCAGGUAAAAAUAAGUUCACCAAAUGACGAAAUCGACUUCAGUUACUACACUGAAAGUCCAGCGUGGAAACUUGCUCAAUCUAAGACAAAUAUAUAUUCCGAAGGCAUGCAAAUAUAUUUUCAUGUUUACCUAGAGAGAAAACCUGGUUUUGUAAUCGUAAAUGUUCUUCUUCCCCUAACUUUUCUAAGCCUGUUGAAUGUAUUUGUGUUUCUGCUCUCACCCGAAUCUGGUGAAAGAAUUUCAUAUUGUAUCACAGUUUUAUUGUCUAUAGCCGUAUUCAUGACAAUUGUGAGUGACACCCUCCCGAAAAGCUCAGAACCAGUUCCACUUAUUUCGUACAAACUGAUGUCUGACAUGGUGAUCAGCUCUCUAAUUACACUGGUCACAAUACUGAACCUAAGAUUGUACAAUAAAAAGCACACAAAAAUCGUCCCAAACUGGUUGCAGUCUAUGCAUCUGUUUCUGUCCUGUAAACGACCAAAAUAUGAAAAUCAAGUGAAGGCAGACAAUGCUGAAGGGAUGAAAAAUGGAAGAAAGAAGUUGGAAGCAGAAGAUAUAUGUAUCGGACGAAAACGGGAAAAUCAAAUGCAAUCAGAAAUAAUGUCAGACGCAAACAACUCCAGAAAACCAGCAGUUUUGACGCUCCAUUUAGAAGGAGUCCCAUACAAAAGUAUUGAAGAAAGAAUAGCGAAACUGAUUUCAGAAGUGGAAGAAAAUGGCGAUGAACAUGUUCAGGUCUCGUGGAAAAACAUCAGCAACAUGGUAGACGGAAUUGCUUUUAUAGCUUUCACUUUUCUCUCUAUUUGCAGCCUUGUCGUUUUCAUGGUAAUAACAUAUAAACACGAAUGA
Molecule: messenger RNA, 1395 nt
Organism: Mercenaria mercenaria
Lineage: Eukaryota; Metazoa; Mollusca; Bivalvia; Venerida; Veneridae
Product: acetylcholine receptor subunit alpha-like
Exons: 1
Coding region: 1-1395 (464 amino acids)
Biological process (GO): regulation of membrane potential; signal transduction; chemical synaptic transmission
Cellular component (GO): neuron projection; synapse; membrane
Molecular function (GO): extracellular ligand-gated monoatomic ion channel activity; neurotransmitter receptor activity; transmembrane signaling receptor activity
Source: RefSeq, a predicted model, not a curated record